UGAUCGGUACUCGGCAUCGAUUACACUCCCCUGAGCAAGCCAGGGCCUUCCAUGCCUGCAAUGCAAUUGUAGCGUUCAUAUUCUUUACAAUUUCUUGUACUUUUCAGUCCACAUAAACAAAAACCAUGGCGGACGACGAGUUAGAUGCGAUCAGACAGCAACGAAUGGCAGAACUCCAGGCAAAGCACGGGAAUUCAUCAAAGAAUCAGCAAGGGGAGGAGGCCAAACAAAGAGAGACAGAGAUGAGGAAUUCCAUAUUGUCCCAAAUUCUCGACCAGUCUGCACGUGCCAGGUUGAACAGUCUUGCUUUGGUAAAGCCGGAGAAAGCACGUUCAGUUGAGAAUUAUCUUAUUCAAAUGGCUCAGUAUGGAUCAUUGGCAGGAAAGAUUUCAGAUUCGGGCUUGAUUGAGAUCUUAGAAAAAGUCAGCAAGCAAACAGAGAAAAAAACAACAGUCACAUUCAAUAGGCGGAGAGUGAUGGAUUCGGAUGAGGAAGAAGAUUAAAUGGCAACUGGAGCUGUUGAAUGAACCAGGCAAAGAAGGCGAUGCGUUUCACUGGGAUUCCAGUGUGUUCCUGCUAGCACUCUAAAAUGCUGCACGUUUUACAGUGUGUCUUUGGAAGUGACACACCAGAAGUGGAGAACAAGCAUUGACAAAAACAGAUGUUGCAUAGAAUACACACGGUGUCAAAUAUAUUGUUUAGUUGCGGUUUUAUUUCACAUUUGCAUUUAAUUCUUGACAACACAUGACUGGAUUACUUCCGUGCUCGUCCAUCGUGAGUUUCUUUUUCCUACUGCUUUCAAAUGUUCACCCAGAGAGGCUGAAACAGCAGAUGUGUUUCAUGAUUACUCUUAUUACAACUCAUUCUUCUGUCUGGGCCAGCAACUUUGGUCUUCUUUUUCAAGAAACAAACAUGCCUCUUAAACGUUUACAAAAAAUAAAGUUAAAAAAAAGCUUUGA
Molecule: messenger RNA, 959 nt
Organism: Syngnathus typhle (broad-nosed pipefish)
Lineage: Eukaryota; Metazoa; Chordata; Actinopteri; Syngnathiformes; Syngnathidae
Gene: pdcd5
Product: programmed cell death 5
Exons: 6
Coding region: 126-503 (125 amino acids)
Cellular component (GO): cytosol; nucleus
Molecular function (GO): DNA binding
Source: RefSeq, a predicted model, not a curated record